GACGUCACUGCCCCGCGCGCUCCUCACUCUCACAGAUUACCGGGUCUGGAGGUUGGAAGAUGCCGCUGGAGAGGUGACCGCCGUCAGGCUGCCGAGGCUCCCGCUCCCGCCGGCGGGACUCCACCGACACCGACGGCUCGCGGCCCGGAAAUGUGACUGAUGUCCUCGCGGAGGUGAAAGUCGACUGAAGACAGAAGCGCUUCCACCGGGAGGUGUCGAAAGGAGGAGGAGAAGGGGGGAGGGACGGCCGAGGAUAAGAGGAUAAAGGAAAAGGGAAACCGCGCUAAGCGGACUACUGCAGCGCGAGCGCCAUGGGCAGCGGCGCGGAUGAAAGCGCGGUGCGCGUGGCCCUGAGGAUCCGUCCUCAGUUGGCCAAAGAGAAGAUCGAGAGCUGUCACAUCUGUACAUAUGUAAUGCCUGGAGAGCCACAAGUGGUUCUGGGAAAGGACAAGGCCUUCACCUUCGACUACGUCUUCGACAUGGAGUCUCAGCAGGAAACCAUCUACACCCACUGCACGGAGAAGCUCAUCGAGGGCUGCUUCGAGGGCUACAACGCCACCAUCUUCGCCUAUGGACAGACAGGUUCUGGAAAGACCUUCACCAUGGGAACGGGCUUCGACAUCAACAUCGGAGAGGAGGAGCUGGGCAUCAUCCCCCGAGCCAUCAACCACCUGUUCAGAGGCAUCGAGGAGCGCCGGCAGGCUGCCGCCGAGCAAGGCACACCCGUCCCCGAGUUCAAGAUCAACGCACAGUUCCUAGAGCUCUACAACGAAGAGGUUCUGGACCUGUUUGACUCGACUCGGGAGUUGGAGGCCCGGAGGCAGAAAUCCGGCAUCAAAAUCCAUGAAGACGCCAACGGGGGCAUCUACACCGUGGGAGUCACCACCCGGACCGUCACUUCUGCCGCCGAGAUGAUGCAAUGUCUGAAGCUGGGCGCUCUGUCCCGGUCCACUGCCAGCACCCAGAUGAACGUCCAGAGCUCGCGCUCCCACGCCAUCUUCACCAUCCACCUGUGCCAAGUCCGAGUCUGCUCCCCCGAUAACCACGAGAACGAGACAGAUAACCGGCUGGCUAACAAUUCAGAGAUCAAUGAGUUUGAGACUCUGACAGCUAAGUUCCACUUUGUGGACCUGGCUGGCUCUGAAAGACUGAAGAGAACUGGAGCCACAGGAGACCGAGCCAAGGAGGGGAUCUCCAUCAACUGUGGACUACUUGCUCUGGGAAACGUCAUCAGCGCUCUGGGCGACAGAGGCAAGCGCUCCACACAUGUGCCUUACCGAGACUCCAAACUGACCCGGCUGCUGCAGGACUCUCUGGGGGGUAACAGCCAAACAGUGAUGAUCGCCUGCAUCAGCCCGUCAGACCGGGACUUCAUGGAGACCCUGAACACCCUAAAGUACGCCAACCGGGCCCGAAACAUCAAGAACAAGGUGGUGGUGAACCAGGACAGAGCCAGCCAGCAGAUCAGCGUCCUGAGGACAGAAAUCGCUCGGCUGCAGAUGGAGCUGAUGGAGUACAAGGCGGGAAAACGGAUGGUGGGGGAAAACGGCGUGGAGGGAAUAAACGACCUGGUGCACGAGAACUCGAUGCUGCAGACGGAAAACAACAACCUGAGAAUGAGAGUGAAGGCCAUGCAGGAGACCAUCGACGCCCAGAGGGCCAGACUGACGCAGCUCCUCAGUGACCAGGCCAACCAGGCUCUGGCUAAAGCAGGAGAAGGCAGCGAGGAAAUCGGAACCAUGAUUGAGAACUACAUCAAAGAGAUUGAGGAGCUCAGGGCCAAACUCCUGGAGAGUGAAUCCGUGAACGAGAGCCUGAGGAAGAGCCUGUCCCGGGCCUCCACGCGCUCCUCGCUGUUCGCCGGCGCCGGGUCUUUCUCCGCCGCCCUCCUGGCCCCUGAGAAGGAGGCCAACGACAUCAUCGAGAUGGCUAAGAAGAGCCUGGAGAAGCUGAAGAAGAUGGAGAGGAAGAAGAAACGGAGACUGAGGCAACAGGAGGAGGAUGAGCUCCGGGAGGCUCAGCCGACCAGCGCCGUCAAAGAGGGCGUCCCGGACAACGAUCAGGAACGAAUCAGUGAGGAGGCGGAGGCGGAGGGGAGCGAACACGAAGACGGCGAUGAGGAUGGAGAAGAGGAAGACUCCGACGUGGCGGGAGAAGAGAGUUCUGAUGACUCGGAUUCUGAAGAACUGGACGAGAAAGAGAGCGUCCAGGCGGACCUGGCCAACAUCACCUGUGAGAUCGCCAUCAAGCAGAAGCUGAUAGACGAGCUGGAGAACAGCCAGAGGCGCCUGCAGACCCUCAAGCAGCAGUACGAGCAGAAGCUGAUGAUGCUGCAGAACAAGAUCAAAGACACACAGCUGGAGCGCGACAAAGUGCUGCACAACAUGGGGUCGGUGGAGUCGGGUUCAGAGGAGAAAGCCAAAAGGAUCAAGGCGGAAUACGAGAGAAAGCUGAGCUCCAUGAACAAGGAGCUGCAGAAGCUGCAGUCGGCGCAGAAGGAGCACGCCCGGCUGCUGAAGAACCAGACGCAGUACGAGAAGCAGCUGAGGAAGCUGCAGAUGGACGUCACUGAGAUGAAGAAGACCAAGGUGUCCCUGAUGCGUCAAAUGAAGGAACAGCAGGAGAGGAGCAGGGCUGCCGAGUGCAGGAGGAACCGAGAGAUCGCAACCCUGAAGAAGGAUCAACGCAAAGCAGAGGUUCAAAUGAGGCAGCUGGAGGCUCAGAAGCGGCAGCAGGAACUGAUCCUUCGCAGGAAGAACGAAGAGGUGAGCGCUCUGCGGCGGCAGGUGAGGCCCGCAUCUGGGAAGGUGAACAGGAAGGUCAGUCUGCCGGAGCCCCUGCAGGAACAGUCCCAAAGGGGGAUACCUGCCAGGCCGUCCUCAGCGAGGGCAAACGCCUCUAACGGCGCCAGGAGUUCUCUGGUGCGGGGCGGGAGCGCCAGGACAGCCAGGACUAAAUGGCAGUCUCUGGAGAGGCGUGUCAGUGACAUCAUCAUGCAGAGGAUGACCAUCUCCAACAUGGAGGCGGACAUGAACCGUCUGCUGAAGCAACGAGAGGAGCUGGCCAGACGAAGGGAGCGGGCGUCUAGAAAGAGGCAGAAAAUGGCCACAGACGGCGCCGAUGCCGAGCGUUCUUUGGCGUCCAUGAACGAGGAGCUGGAGUCUCUGAGCGCCAACAUCGACUACAUCAACGACAGCAUCGCAGACUGUCAGGCCAACAUCAUGCAGAUGGAGGAGGCCAAGGAGGAAGGCGACACGGUGGACGUCACGGCUGUCAUCAGCUCCUGCAGCCUCUCCGAGGCUCGAUUCCUUCUGGAUCAUUUCAUGACCAUGUCCAUCAACAAGGGUCUACAGGCGGCCCAGAAGGAGUCCCAGCUGAAGGUGAUGGAGGGCCGGCUGAAGCAGACGGAGAUCACCAGCAGCACGCAGAACCAGCUGCUGUUCCACAUGCUGAAGGAGAAAGCAGAGAUCAACCCCGAGCUGGACGCCCUGCUGGGCAGCGCCCUGCAAGAGUUAGGGCUGCUGUCAGCAGGUGCUGAGAAUGGAGACGACAGCAGCAGCGAUGAGUCCACGCCGAGCCCCGCCUCUGACGGCAGCUCUCUGACAUCAGAUCUCAUGAAGUUAUGUGGAGAAACUAAACCAAGAAACAAGGCUCGGAGGCGGACCACCACCCAAAUGGAGCUGCUCUAUGCCGGCAGUGGGGAUCGGUCCUGUGACCCCCCAACUGGAGACUUCCCGGGUCCUCUUCUACCCCUCCCGGAGUUCCUGGAAGGGCCUGCAGGAAAGCAGGGUCAGCCCCCCAGCCGUGAGCCAACCGUCUCCCCGUCUGCGCCGUCCGCCAGGCCGGCUGGGGUAGGUUCUGGAUCCAGAUCGCCUACAGGGAACAGGAGGGAUUUGUUGGAACGCUCCCCCCUCACCCGGCGGAAGAUGCAUGAGAAAGGCCUUCCGGUGUCCCACAUCCCAACACCGACACAGACAGAAACCAGAGCUAAAGCCUCUGAUUCCAAAUCCUUGUUGGAGGAAUCUCCUGUUUUUGAAGGCCACAGAGGGGUGAUCAACCCCGUGUCGGCCCUCAAGAACAGCAGAGGGUGUCCCGUUGUGUGCGUGCACGUGGCGGAAGGACACACCAAACCCGUGCUGUGUGUGGACGCCACAGAUGACCUCCUCUUCACGGGGUCCAAAGAUCGAACGUGCAAAGUGUGGAACCUGGUGACGGGUCAGGAGAUCAUGUCUCUGGCAGAUCAUCCCAGCAGCGUGGCGUCGGUCAGGUACACCUCCAGCCUGGUCUUCACCGUUUCCUCCGCUUACAUCAAAGUCUGGGACAUAAGAGAUUCGGCCAAGUGUAUCCGCACGCUCACGUCAUCCGGACAAGUGGCAUCAGGGGACGCCUGCUCCUCCUCCAGGAGUUUGUCCAUUCCGCCUGGAGAGAGUCAGAUCAGCCAGAUCGCCCUCAACCCGUCCGGCUCCUUCCUGUACGCUGCCGCCGGGAACGCCGUGCGCAUGUGGGACCUCCGGAAGUUUGUGUCCACAGGAAAGCUGACGGGACACACGGCGCCCGUGCUGUGUCUGAGCGUGGAGCGGCUGAGCCACGGCCAGGACGCCACGCUCACCGGCUCCAAGGACCACCGCCUGAAAAUGUUUGAGGUGGCGGAGGGAGUCCAGGGAUGUGUCACCCCCAGCCAUACUUUUGACCCCGCCCACCAGGACAGCGUGGAGUCCCUGGCUGUACAUGGAGAGGUUUUCUACAGCAGCUCCAGAGACUGUUCCAUUCUCAAGUGGGACUUGGCCAGCAAAAAGCUUUUACGGGCGGUCAGCACUCAGCCAGACUGGGUCAGUGUUCUGGGGGUGGUCCCGGGCUCCCCGGUGCUGCUCAGCGGCUGCAGGGGGGGCCUGCUGCGCCUUUGGCACUGCGACUCCAUGGCGUCACUGGGUGAAGUCCAGGGACACGACAGCCCCAUCAACGGCCUGGCCUCCAACAGAAGUCAUCUGUUCACCGCCUCAGACGACCGCACGGUGAGAAUCUGGGAAUCCGCUGUGUCUGUGGAGGAUCUCUGACGAGGAUUUGGUCCAAACUCCAGACUAUGCACACAUGAAGAGUUACUGUGAAACCCAAAGACUGGAAACAUGCGGACUCAAAGUACCUUCAAUCAUUGAUGCUUCUGCAAACCAAACACUCAACUCUGCUUCUGUUUUCCAGGUUGAAUAUUAGGUCAAAUAUUACUAAGAGCUGUUUUGACCUCUGACCUCUGAGCCGUUUCUUUCCCCUUAUAUUUAAGGGAAAACCAGCUGAAAUACAUGAAUUUGUUAAAUGUACUCAUCAUUUCUAGAGAAAUGCAUUUCCUGCUGUUCUAGUUAAUUUAUUUCAAUCAAUCUGCCCUUUGGAAGUUUGUCGGCAUUUUGACCCGUUUGUCGGCGCCGCUGCUGUACUUUAUCUCCCGGUGCCUGCUGUGUCUGUUUCUGCUCUCAGAUCUUUUCUUCCAUUUUAAACAUCUGGGGAAACAUUGGAGGAUAACUCUCCAUUCAUUUCUUAAACUCCCUCAUUCUGUUCAGGGUUGCUGGAGCCUAUCCCAGCCAAUGUUGGUGGAAGGUGAGGUACGCUCUACCAGGUUGGAUCACCUUCAUUUUCCCCUCACUAAAUCAGAGAGCACUCAUGAGAACCCGUCCCCACAUUCAGCGACCUGUAAGUCCCUCCCACUCGAUGACAUCAUCAACAGUGGCCGGUCGUCCAGGUUGAGGCGUAGCUGCCAGGGCUGGAGAUGCAGACCAGCAUCAGUGUAAUCCUUAAGGUCACGGUCACGACUGACUUAACGUAAAGCUCUGCGUCAGACCACGCCCACAUGAAGAAAUGCGUUUGUCCUCCACGGCAGCAUGCGGGUCCGGCGGUGGGGGGGGCUCUGUUUCCACCCCCACCAGGGUGUCACCUUUAAAAAACUAUUUCUGCACCCCUACCCCUCCAAAUGCCCCAACAGUUGCAGAGGUAGGGGAAGGAUCGGGCCUAAAAACACAACCUGAACGUGUUUCACUGUAGAAUUGAAUUUAGAAUUCAUUCAAAGUAGAAAUAGUAAAUCAACAUAUGAGCUUUUAUUUUGUAAAUAAUCGGAAUCAGUUCUAGCACUUCCUGUUCACCAAACUGCAAACUAGCUGCCAGUGCAGAACAAUCGCAGCGUCUCAGCUGUAGAUGAUGUGACAGAACUAUUUCAUGGCCUUUGACCCCAAACAGCACAGGACUCUGGGAAUCGUGGGGUGGAGUCUGACGGUGAGGAUCCCAAAAACACCAGCGUUAUUGCGACCAUCGUCAUGACGACACAUCUGCGUUUUGGCUCAGCUCUCCUGCAUGGAUGCUGGAGCUCCAUUCAGUCACUGAUGCUUCAUAUCUAUCCGUGUUUGAACGUCUCCAUCCGUGUCAUGUGACAGACGUAUGUGUGCCUCUACUCUCAGAAUGGGAUUUCAUCAUUAUUGAAAUUGUCACCACAAUAAAUAAAAACUGAUGUCGGUGGUUGGUCAUUUUGUUCUGUUUUAGCUGACAUGUUUGUGUGGAAAUAAACGAAAAAACCAUC
This is a messenger RNA of Oryzias latipes (Japanese medaka), 6556 nucleotides long. RefSeq names its product kinesin-like protein KIF21A. Gene Ontology annotation, molecular function: ATP binding; microtubule binding; microtubule motor activity. NCBI's taxonomy places the organism in Eukaryota, Metazoa, Chordata, Actinopteri, Beloniformes, Adrianichthyidae. Gene Ontology annotation, biological process: spindle elongation; mitotic spindle organization; microtubule-based movement. The record is from RefSeq and is a predicted model, not a curated record. Gene Ontology annotation, cellular component: microtubule associated complex.